Messenger RNA from Saccostrea cuccullata (small rock oyster), 1389 nucleotides. RefSeq lists its product as uncharacterized. The transcript has 6 exons. The record is from RefSeq and is a predicted model, not a curated record. NCBI's taxonomy places the organism in Eukaryota, Metazoa, Mollusca, Bivalvia, Ostreida, Ostreidae. The annotation marks the transcript as partial.
UUUGGAAUUGUAACUGGACUUUCAACAUCAACCAUUUUCACGCCAUUAUGGUUGGAUUCAAUGGCUGGCAGCUCCACGAUACCCGCCAACAAAAGUGGAAAUUCAACGGCACAUGUGAUAGACAAUUACGCUGUCAUAUUUAUUGUAAGCAUAAUUAAUUUUGUACUAGCAACAGUGAUAUUAGCGUCAAUCUUAUUACUCGGAAAAGUACUAAAUGUGUUCCAAGCAAAAGUGAAUUCAGGCAAAAGAGACUUGUUUUUUGUCGGACUUGCUGAUGCGGUGUCUACUAUUUUUCUCGUAUAUGCAGCCAAUGGAUCUCGUACAGCUCCAUAUCUACAAGCACUUGCAACUAAUUUUGCAAUACCUGUGACAUUCUUGACAAGGUUUAUCAUUCUUCGAAGGAAACCUUCUAUUCAGAAAGCAAUCUCAGCUGUUAUGGUGUUCUGUGCAGAGCUUAUUGCUCUAAUACCAAGCAUAUUUCCAAAUCUAGAAAAUGAAUCUUCAAAGAAAGAUGACGGUGGAGCUUCUGGCAUUGCAGGGAUUCUAUGGCCUCUAUGCUACUUUGUGGGUUUUAUUCCACAAACCAUAGUGAAUGUUGUUUUGGAGAAGUCUGCCAAAUCUUCAGGAACACAAGACCAUGUUACACUGGAGUCCCUGUAUAUAAUGUUCUGGUCCUACUUAUUUUGUUUCCUAUCUCUGUUAGCUCUUUUCUGGACUGAUCUUAUUCCUGGAUUUGGGGAUGCAGCCUCCAUCAAUAUGUUCUGGAAAGGACUGAGUUUUAACUUUGAGUGUUUUGUGGGUGCUGCGGACUGCCCCUCCGUCACACACCUGUACUCAGGGAUAACCAUUCUAGCCAUGCUCCUGACACGAUUGUUUGUUGUAUUAUUUUUACAUUUCUCAGAGGGAGCAAAUUAUCUCAUUAUUAUCAUGAGCCUACAGACCCCGGUUGUUGUGUUGUUUUGGACUUUGUUUGAUGAGCAGCCAUUUCACUGGCACCCAGAUGUCCAUCUCUCUACCUGGCUCAGUAUAGCAUCGAUCUGUAUCAUGUUGCCAUCCAUCUAUUGCUACAACAGAAGCUCUGUUGAGACCCCUGUGACCUCAGAAGAGGAUAAGAUGGCUGACAAAACAACAGAGGAGAGCCACAGACUUCUAGUUUGCUCCACAGACAGUUACCAGUCUAUAGAGGCCUCCACGUGUGUCGUCAUCAACAGUGAUUCCCAGACCAGCCAUUACAAUCCCGUGGGAUUCCACGGAUCCUACUCCUCACAGUUUGCUAGUUCACUCAAUACUGAAGGAUCAGAUGUAGAAUGGUCAUUUUCUUAAGAAUCAUGCAUUGCCUUAUGGUAAACAUAUCUUUAUCAUAGUUACAUGUAGUAACAAAAUGUUCAA